Molecule: messenger RNA, 2193 nt
Organism: Vigna angularis (adzuki bean)
Lineage: Eukaryota; Viridiplantae; Streptophyta; Magnoliopsida; Fabales; Fabaceae
Product: probable WRKY transcription factor 33
Exons: 5
Coding region: 330-1949 (539 amino acids)
Biological process (GO): regulation of DNA-templated transcription
Molecular function (GO): DNA-binding transcription factor activity; sequence-specific DNA binding
Source: RefSeq, a predicted model, not a curated record
AGCAAGUAGCUGGCAGGCUGAGGCAACCCAGUCAAACCCACAAGUCUUGACCCAAUUGAGCUUUCCACGGUCAAACAUUUCUUCACCUUCCUAGAAGCACCUUCCAAGACUUUUUUCUGGUGAUUUCAAGCUUUGCCACAAAAUCUUGCACCAAUUCCCUCCUAUAUUAUCACUAUUAACUUCUGUCUCCUCUCCUUAUAUCAUGCCACACACCACUUUCUGUUUUUCCAAUACAAACUAAAAACCUACCAACCUUUUCUUCCCUCAAGAACAUAUCUUUCACUCACCUUCUUUCCAACAAUUGUAACAAACAACAAUACUAUAGUAAAAUGACCAUGGGUGAUCAUAAUAGUAACUGGGGAACUUCUGAAUUUAAUCAUCAUCAACUUGGACUUGAUGUUCCAAAAUUCAAGUCUGCUCAACCUCCUUCUCUACCUCUCUCUCCCUCUCCCCCUUCCCCUUCUUCUUACUUGCCUUUUUCAUCUGCUUUCAGCCCAUCUGAGUUCUUCAACUCUUCUUUGUUUUUGCCUUCUCCAAAUAUUUUUGCAUCUCCUACUACUGAGGCUUUGGCUGCGCAGACCUUCAACUGGAGGAACGGUUCAGGAGAAGAAGAACAACAACGUGACAAAGAGGAUGAGAAAAACUACUCGGACUUCUCUUUCCAAACCCAAAUUCAAUCUUCCUCAGGCAUGCUUCAAGUGCAGGAACCUCUUAAGAAGCAAGAUAUGUGGAAAUUCAAUGAACCUUCAAAGCAAACUGAUUAUUCAUCUGAGAGGACAGCAACAAAAUCUGAAUACCCUCCGAUUCAGAGCUUUUCCGCAGAAAUGGCAUCGCACAAAUCAGAAUUACAAAGCAAUUCAGUUCCUGGGUCUGGUCGUUUUAAUUACGCCAAUGCAUCUCAGUCUGUUAGAGAACAAAAGAGAUCGGAAGACGGAUUCAACUGGAGAAAAUAUGGACAGAAACAAGUGAAAGGGAGUGAAAAUCCUCGUAGUUAUUACAAAUGCACACAUCCAAAUUGCUCUGUGAAGAAGAAAGUUGAGAAGUCUUUGGAUGGCCAAAUUACUGAAAUAGUGUACAAGGGCCAUCAUAACCACCCAAAACCACAGUCUACUAGAAGAACAAGCUCUCAAUCAAUUCAUCAACCUUCUUCAUCUUGCACAAACUCUGGGAUUUCUGAUCAAUCAGUGGUGACCCUAGGCAAUCCACAAAUGGAUCAUUUCUCCAUGAAGGAAGAUUCUUCAGCUUCUGUAGGAGAGGAGGAGUUUGAACAAACAUCCCAAACCAGUUAUUCUGGGGGAGAUGAAGAUAACCUUGGACCAGAGGCAAAAAGAUGGAAAGGAGAUAAUGAAAAUGAUGACUAUUCCGCCUCAGGGAGUAGAACUGUGAGAGAGCCUAGAGUUGUAGUUCAAACCACAAGCGAAAUUGAUAUACUUGAUGAUGGCUUUAGGUGGAGGAAAUAUGGACAGAAAGUAGUGAAAGGAAAUCCAAAUGCAAGGAGCUAUUACAAAUGCACUGCCCCUGGUUGUUCAGUGAGAAAACAUGUUGAGAGAGCUGCGCAUGAUAUCAAAGCUGUGAUCACAACCUAUGAAGGGAAACACAACCAUGAUGUGCCUGCUGCACGUGGUAGCGCAAGUUAUAACAUGAACAGAAAUCCUGUGAACAGCAGCAUAUCGGCUCCUAUAAGACCCUCUGCAGUGAACUGUUAUUCCAGCUCAUCAGGUUUCAAAAAUUCUCUCUACAAUAAUACCAAACUUCCAGCAACCAGAAAUCAGGAAUCUUUUGCACUGGACAAGUUCCAGAACCCUGGAAAUUUUGGCCAAUCGGCUCUCAACAAAUCAAUGAGUUCAUACACGGAUCAUGCACCGUACUCACAUGCUACAUACUCAAAUGCCAAGGAUGAGAGAAAGGAUGACUCCUUCCUUCAGUCAUUUCUGUCAAAGGACUUCUGAAUUUUGCCCUACUUAUUAAUAUUAUCCUGGAUAUGUUAUUGUAUAGCAUGUAGGAUUUUAGUUACUCAUCACAGCAGAAUAUGGACAAAGAAUUCCCAAUUGUUUUCUUGGUUACCUCAUUUAGAUUAGUGAGUGGAACUACAGCCAUAGUGACAGCAAAUUGUUGCUAUACUACCUGUCUACCAAGUUCAUCUCCCAAUAGAAACUUUGAUCUUUAUCAUAUGAUUUGACGAAUGAAUUCUAU